AAUUAUUCUGUUCUGUCCCAAGUCCCAACAACUGCGUUCUGUUCUGUUCUGUGUGCUUUCAACAACAAACCAAAUCCAAGAGCUCAAACUCAAACCAUUUCCCUCACUCUCCCUUUGCUUUCCCAAUCUCAUCUCAUUGUACUCUUUCUGACCCAACAUGCAAAUCGCAACUCUCACUAUUCUUCUCUUCUUGGUUUGAGUCUAAGGAAAGCCACACACACCCCCACCAGUUCAAGGUUUUACCUUUCCUUCUCUCACUCGGGUGUGAAAGGUGAAAAUAAAGUGUGGAUAUCAGGACUUGUUUAUUUUUUUCGAAGGCAAUUCACUAUGUUUGAUUAUUCUUGUGCAUGGGCUAAUACCAAGGUUCUAUAUCAACACAUAAAAGAUUAUGGCCUACUGCUUUUUGGCAUUCUAAUCUAUGCCAUCUGACAUGAUUUCUCUACUUGUUUGAGCUCAUUUGUAAUUAAAAGAAUCCACUCAUCAAGUUACACUCUCCCUCCCUUGUGGGAAGACACAAGCAACUAUGCACAACACAUAUGUUAGCUCAACAAUAUAUGCUGUUAGGUGUCAAGAUUCAUUCUCAUUAUCUUUUAAUGGCUACUCAAACUUCUGUUAUGAAAGAUUUGACAGAACCCCAUCAUACUGUUUGUCAUGCUGUGGUUGUUGUGAUUGUUGUUCUGUCUCCACUUACAGAGUACCCAUAAAGCCUUGUCUUAUAAGUGGUUUGAGGCAAUCUUCUCUUCUUCAAUUGUCAGCUUCUAGAAGGUUGAUAUUGGGUGGUGGAGAUCCUUACUUUUCCCAGAUACCAGCUUAUGGUUUCCUCCGAGGUUGUGAUGAGCUUAAUUCUUCUGUCAAUGAGAGAACUGUUUGCAAUAAUAGUAGACAGAGAAUAAGGGGAAGAUGUAUUCGUGCUGCCUCUAAAAAAGGGAGAGAAUUUUCACAUCCAUUUGGUUCUGAUGAUGCUGAAGCAAUUCUCAGCUUGUUGAGUGAAGAAUCAGAUAAGGAUGUUAUUUGUAGCAAAUGUAAGGAUGUGUCUUCAUCCAAAAUAAUGGAUGCUGAGAAGAAAAGAAAAAAUGUGAGCAGUGAGAGACAUUUGAGUUUGAACGAGAAAGUAGAAACAGAGAAAAAAGGUAAUUUUAAGCAACAUGGAUCAUCCACCAUAGACUUGAGAAGAGAGUAUAAAAAACUCAACAAAGAAAGGGAAGCCUUUGUAAAAGGUGAAAAUCAUAGGAAACAAAGAGAUGUGUCUAGUUGUUCAUCUUAUUAUUCUCUCUCAUCGGGAGAUUUUGGGAAUGAGCUGGAAGUUCAGGAUGAGAUUGGUUUGGAAGAGUCAUCACUGGAACAUGAGAAGGAUGAAGCAAAUCGUGUGGAGGAAGAAUUCAACAGUGAAGGGGAUGACAAAAAGAAGCUGCAAGAUGUUUCUUAUAAUGAAAGAAUUGCAUUUGGUGUGGAUAUUGAUUGGAACCUAAGGAAGAAGUCUGAAAAGAAGCUGACCGAGGGAACUGUGCAAAACACACAAUUUAUAAGAGAACAACAGGAUAUGCAUUCAAGAAAAUUUAAAACACAUGAAUCUGGUCAUAAAAAAUCAUCCAUGUCACAAAAGCUAGUCAAUAAUGAGGAAGAUAAAUCAUCUUUUGUUGGCAAUUUGGAUAUGAAAACAAACAAGUCAUAUAUUCAAACAGUAAACAGAAGAAAACAGCAAUCUAAAGAUGUGCAAGAGACUGGUUGUGAUGAAAUUGAGACAACUUUGUUACCACAAAAAGAAUUCAGUGGCAGGGAAGGGAAGCUUGGGAUGUCAGAAAAACUGUUGAAGGAAACAACUGAUGAACAUAACAAAAUUGUUGGUUCAUCUUCGACCACAGGAAAGGAAAUUUUGAAAUCGAAGAAGGCAUUCAGUGGAAGGGAAGGGAACCUCGCGAUAUCAGAAACACUUUUACAAGAAACAAAUGAUAAACACAAAAAAUUUGUUGGUUCUACUUCUACUUCCGGAAAGGAUGUGGUGGAUAGAAGUUCCCAGAAAUAUACCGGAAAUUUAAAAAUUGAAGACACUGAAAGGACCUCAAGUACUCGAAUACAGGACAUAGGAGUGAAAAAAGCUUCAGUUUUGAGUACUGUUCAGGGAGUGGAGGAGCAGCAACACCAGAAAGGAGAGAAGAUUAUUAUACAGGCUAAGGAUAAAGAGAGAAGAGAAAAAUCUCAACAAUUUUCUGAAGCAUCUCAAGCUCAUGGGAUUAAUGUUGAAGAUACGUCUAUUAUAAAUUCUUUAACUAGAUUAAAGAACUGGGAAGAAAAAUCAAACAUAAGCUCAGAUGUAUGGGGUACAUGGCUUCAAACUGAUAAAAGGACAAAUCAGAGUUUCCAGCACAGGAAAGGAUCUGAACAUGCCAGCACUUUAUCAGAAGGCUACGCCAGUGAUGAAAAGCAAGUUUCAAGUUCUCAAAAAAUUUAUGAAAAGGUGAGAUUCAUUCCAAAAAGUAAAUCAUCAGUUGUUAGAACUAGAGAAAGUUCUAGCCAAACUGAUGAAAGGAUUGCAAAUUUUAAAUUGGCCGAAGAGGACCAAAGAUCUAGCAACCUAUCAAUUUCUGAUGAAACUGCCACAAGAGAGGAAUCCAGCUCUCAGGGAUCAUUGAAUUUGGUUUCUGGGGCUGGAAAACGUGUUAUAUUAGAAGCAGGUGAAGAAAGGAGCUUUGCAACAAUGUUAGUCCCUUCCCCUUCUCAAAUGGGUGGAGGCUCAGCACAUGAUGAACUCACUGCUGGAAUCUCAAGCCCCAAGAUCUUCCUUGGAACUUCAGAAAGUGGCUCUUCUGCUUUGUAUGACAAUUCAGGAAGAAGCUCUGCUGUGCAUCCAGAUUCUCUUGGUUCAGCUGAUCGUUUAGAGAAAUCAUCUAGACAGUUUGUUGAUGAGUUUGUUGAGAAGGUCAGGCACGAAGUAACAACUUCAGAAGAACAAGAGAUGGAAGUUACAGGAACAAAGUUGACAUUUGAAGUUGGUGGUAAUCAGGUCUACAGCACAAGGACUCAAGGCACACAAAAUGAAACCCAGUCAAAGGAGCAUGAUUCUAGUCGUUCCUCUGGGUUUCCUGGGACCAAAGGACCUUCUGAUGAGAUGUGGGACGUUACGGAACCAUCUGUUGACCAAAGUCAAGUAGCCAAAGAAACAGAGAUCAGCAAGGAAACUGGGAAAUCAAUUGUUACUAGAACUGGGAGGUCCUUAUGGGGUAUGAUUGCUGAUCUUGUUCGAUUAAGAUGGAGUUUGCGUGCUGGUUCCUCCACUUCAGCUGUAAGAUCAGCUGAGAGAAACUCACCAAACAAGUCUGAUAGUGACACAUGGUUUUCUGGGCAGGAGCACGAGGAAGCCACUAAAACUAAUGUCGCAAAAGAAACAAAUGUACUACCACAAGCCAUGACUUCUGAUAAGUCAAAACGAGGUAAACAUUAUACCCAAAGUGAGGGAGAGGUGUCUGACAAUACAAAAUUGAAGGACGAAGGAAAGCAUCUUGAAGUUGGAUCGUCAUCUCCAAAUACAUUGGAGAGUGGAUCAACAUCAGUUGGUGCCUCGUAUAUUUCUGUAGAGGAAAAUGCUAGUUGGACUGAAGAUAAGAAAGAUUUGAAAGCCACCACUUCUGGCACACAAAACAUGGAAUUACCAAUUUCAGUACCUGCCAUGGGGCCUCCUAUUGUAGGAGAAAUUGUAAACAUUGGUGGAUCUGACAUGUCUGGAACUGAGUCAGCAAUGCCAAUCAAGGCACCUGUUGCUCUAGUGCAGUCUGAAUUGUCUGGCUUAGAGAGAAAGGAUGGAGAGUUGAAGCAAAGGAAGUUUCAACGGAACAAACAAGUCUUGAAAGAUAGGUUUGAUGAGUGGGAAGAAGCCUAUAAACGUGAAUUUGAGCAGCGAAGAAUAGAUGAAAUGUUCAUGAAGGAAGCACUUUUGGAAGCCAAGAAGGCCGCUGAUACAUGGGAGGUCCCUGUUGGUGCUGUUCUUGUGCAGCAUGGGAAAAUUAUUGCUCGAGGAUGCAACUUAGUAGAGGAGUUACGGGACUCCACUGCCCAUGCAGAGAUGAUUUGUAUACGAGAAGCUUCAAACCUUCUUCGGACAUGGAGACUAUCUGAUACUACACUUUAUGUAACGCUUGAGCCAUGUCCAAUGUGUGCUGGUGCAAUCCUUCAAGCAAGAAUAGAUACUCUUGUGUGGGGUGCUCCCAAUAAGCUUCUUGGAGCAGAUGGAAGCUGGAUUAGGCUUUUCCCUGAUGGUGGAGAAAAUGUAUCAGAACCAAAAGAUAUACCACCUGCCCCAGUUCAUCCAUUCCAUCCGAAGAUGAAAAUAAGAAGAGGGGUCUUGGCAACAGAGUGUGCAGAUGCAAUGCAGCAAUUCUUUCAGCUAAGAAGGAAAAAGAAGAAAGAGGAACCACCAAAGGAACCUUCUUGCCUUCCUGUUACUCACCACCACCCCUCCAAGUUUCUUAACAAGAUGCAUGACAUCUUCCACAUAAUGUUUUGUUUGUAACAUAGAAGAUUCACAUGUUUUAAAUGAGCAUCUAAAUAAAACUUUCAAACAUGGUUACCGUGAAAAUUACAGUUCAAUUUCUCUAGAGUAUUCAAUCAUCUAAGCUGUCAUGGACAAUAAGAUUUCAGACGUUGCCAAGCCACUGUUGCCAACUUUAAUUUAAAGUAAUGACUUCAAACGAUUAGGAUGAUGACAAGAAUGUAAUGAUAUAUUUGAGCCUGUCUGUCAUUGUUCCUUUUCAUUUAUUUGUAAAGGGUGAUUGGGUGAGAAUUUGAUAUCACUUGCAAGAAACAGAAACCUAGAGUAUGUACAACGAUUGAACUGCUGAUAAAACAUCAAAUCACAUUGGUAA
Messenger RNA from Cajanus cajan (pigeon pea), 4856 nucleotides. RefSeq names its product tRNA arginine adenosine deaminase (gene TADA). Lineage: Eukaryota; Viridiplantae; Streptophyta; Magnoliopsida; Fabales; Fabaceae. Gene Ontology annotation, molecular function: tRNA-specific adenosine deaminase activity. Gene Ontology annotation, cellular component: chloroplast. The record is from RefSeq and is a predicted model, not a curated record. Gene Ontology annotation, biological process: tRNA wobble adenosine to inosine editing.